AUGACGGCAGAAGAAAACCAAUACGGCCCAGAAGAGCUGCUCCUUUUCUCGAACAAUUCACUGGACAUUCGAGGCGGGUUUCAGCCCGAAAGGAGCGCGGGCGAAACCGCAGCUAACACGCCUGUCGCAGAUACACCUGUGACUUUAAAGAACAACAAAGUCUCAACACCGACAGCUAUGAAUGAGCUGUUGGCGAUGUUGGAAGACAACUCGAUGCUGAGCCAGCUGUCUUCAGGAGGCGAGUCGCAACAGCAAACCGGUAGUAAUACCAACAGCAACAGCAACUCCACCGGGCUCUCGCCACAGCAGAUUUUGCAGGAGGGCGGCGCCGCUGGCGGCGGUGUGUUUCGGCUGGACGAGCAUUCAGUAACGCUGUCGCCAUCCAUCGACCCCCCCGUGUCUGAACAGCCCUGCAUCGACCCCAAUCUGCUCAGCAAUGCCAACUCCUACAUAGACACCGGUAUUGCAGAUGAUGGCCCCACUAUGGACUCGCUGCUGGAUGAUUUCACCUACAAGCGAAGGCCGAGUGAACUGGCAACCCCUUCAAUCCCUGCUCUCACGCAGUCUCGUGGCUCUAUCUCCCAUUCUAUCGAUUUCUGGAAUUUGCCGCACGACCGCGAGCAUCAAAAUCAGCGGUCUUUGGGACUACUGCCUUCUUCGUCUCUCAAGUCUCAGCGGAUACCCGAGUCACAGGGAGGUGUGUCCAAUGCACCUUUCAAGAUUGACAAUGAACUUACACAAUUGCUCAACGAUUAUAACCUAAGCUAUGCUCACCAGAAACCCGGGAAGGUAAGGACGAGCUCUUUCAACAACACCAACAAUUCAAGAAGAGGCUCCAUUUCCGAGCUGAACCGUGUACAGAAACAACGUGCCUCGAUGUCCCUGGUGGAUGGUAAUAACCCAGAGGUAAUAUCCAAACUGUAUGGGGACAUCUCAAACCAACGUCCAAAAGUAAGCACACUUUCCUGGGAAAAUGCAGUGAUGUCAGAUGAAGAUGACGAGGAAGACUCUGCUCUCCCUGCGCAAAGGUUUAUACAUCCGAAUAUGCUAAACAACGACGCAAAUCAUAGUCUGGACAACACCAGUUUUGACAUCGGCGGGGCCACAAAUGUAAACCCAAACCAGACUACCACAACAACUACAAAUUCCACCUCACCUCAAUCCUCGCAUUCCAGCAAUUUCAAGCGCAAAAGACAAUCCAUCUCUAAACCUCGACCAAGCAAGUCGUCAUCCCCCUUGGAUGAAGAGGAAAAGCCUUUUAAGUGCCAAGAAUGUACGAAAGCUUUCCGCAGGAGCGAGCACCUCAAACGACACAUACGAUCUGUUCAUUCCAGCGAGCGACCCUUUCAUUGUUCUUACUGUGACAAAAAGUUUAGCAGAAGUGACAAUUUGUCGCAACAUUUGAAAACACACAAGAAGCACGGGGACUUCUGA
Lachancea fermentati is the source of this 1434-nucleotide messenger RNA. The record is from the annotation of a GenBank genome assembly. NCBI's taxonomy places the organism in Eukaryota, Fungi, Ascomycota, Saccharomycetes, Saccharomycetales, Saccharomycetaceae.